AUGAAUGGAUUGAAAUUUACCAGGACCCUAUCCUUAUUAAGGGCCACUUUACCCAAACAACAGUAUCGCUUUAUGGGCCAAAAAGCAACAGCGGCUAGAGGCGGCACUACAGCCAGGCCGGCAGAAGGUGAAGUCAACAAUACCCCCAUAAAUUAUUUUGGUAGUGAUGCUGCAUUAUGGCGUGCCAAAGAUACACGUAGCGGUGGAUCCGAUGAACAUUUGUGGUACCAACCAUAUGUCAUCUCCGGAAGUUUGGCAAUAUUUCUGCUAUAUUUUUGUUUGUUGCGUGAAGAAAGCGAUAUUGAUUUGAAACUUGAGGGUAGUCUCUAUGAACACGUGCAGGGCUUGGAAGAAGUCCAGCUGUCCAUGAACUAUAAAUACAACAAAGAGAAUGGUUUGGACAACACACAAGUGGUGAAGAGAUUAACUGAAUUGGGUAUUGAUGUGAAACUAUUAGAUGGAGGCAAAUAG
Musca vetustissima is the source of this 471-nucleotide messenger RNA. RefSeq lists its product as uncharacterized. The record is from RefSeq and is a predicted model, not a curated record. NCBI's taxonomy places the organism in Eukaryota, Metazoa, Arthropoda, Insecta, Diptera, Muscidae. The transcript has 2 exons. Bases 1 to 471 code for a protein of 156 amino acids.